AUGGGCGGCUGUGGUUGUGGAAGUUGUGGCGGCUGCGGUGGCGGCUGUGGCAGCUGCACCACGGGCAGACGCUACCGGGUCGGCUGCGGCACCAGCUGCUGCCCCUGCUGCUACGGCUGCUGUGGGGGCUGCUGCAGCGUCCCCGGGGGCUGCUGCAGCGUCCCCGUGGUCUGCUGCCCCUGCUGCUACGGCUGCUGUGGGGGCUGCUGCAGCGUCCCCGUCACCUGUAGCUGCAACUCAUAUGGCUGCGGCUGUGGGAAGGGCUGUUGCCAGCAGAAGAGCUGUUGCAAGCAGAAGAGCUGCUGCCAGCAGAAGAGCUGCUGCAAGAAGCAAUGUUGCUGCUAG
Molecule: messenger RNA, 345 nt
Organism: Hippopotamus amphibius kiboko
Lineage: Eukaryota; Metazoa; Chordata; Mammalia; Artiodactyla; Hippopotamidae
Product: small cysteine and glycine repeat-containing protein 5-like
Exons: 1
Coding region: 1-345 (114 amino acids)
Source: RefSeq, a predicted model, not a curated record